UAAAAAUUGAUGAAUGUCCAUUUUUUAAAAACUUAUGCUGUGUUUGUUUGCAGUCGUGAGAUUUGAGGCAAACCUUAUUUAGGCAUCACAGAAUUGAAGGUGCGGUGUCCUGUGUAAAAACAAUUGAAUCUGAGUCUCCAAGUUAAGGAUCCAAAGCCACUGCAGGUUAGUCCCGAGUUGUGAACGUGGCCUCACCCCUCGCACAUGAAUUCCUCAGGUUCCCCAGCUUUGGUAGUGACGACCACGCCUACCCCCAACUUCUGGGCACCGAAAGAGGGCCACACACCGGACAUGCUGUGUGGGCAGGGGGCCGACUACAUGGUGGACACCGCCUACUUCCCCGUGCUGAUCUUUGCCAUCCUGGCUGUGGGAGGGUUUCUGAAGGCAUACUUAAGGAACUCGGAAGUCCUAGUCCUGUGUCUGCUCUCUCUGGCGGGACUGGCCAUAGGGCAGCUGGCACAAAAUGUGAUUGAGGUGCACCAGGUGAUCUACCCCCUUCUCUUGUCACCCAGCUUCUCGCUGUUCUGUUACUUUGCACCUUUAAUUAUAUUCCUGGCGGCUCUGGAUGUGGACUUCCACUUCCUCAGGAAUGUGCUGUGGCAGGUCUUGUUGGUUGGAUUGAUCAGUUUCCUCACAGCAUUCACCAUCCUUUUCGUUGUGGUGAUAAAAUACAAUAAAGAACUGUGGGAUACGCAGUCUUCUAUACUCUUUAGCAUGGUGCUCAGCAUUACAGACCCGAUGCUUUCGGUGAAGUCGCUGAAAAAUAUUGGUAUUUCCAAGACACAUAUGGAUAUCAUUUCAGGAGAAUCAUUGGUCAUGUGUGGCUUAGCCACCAUUUUAUUUGGGAAUUUCCGGAGCAACAUACCUAACUUAUCGAUGCUAAGAGAGUCCCAUGUAAUCAUCUCUCUCUUCCUGAGCGUCCUGGGCAGCAUAAUGUGUGGAGUUUGGGCCCUGAAAGUCAUCGAGUUCGUCCUCAUGCACCACUUCAGCAACACGCUGACGACCAUCGUUCUCUGCUUCUCCAUGGUGUACAUGACUUUCUAUGCAGUGGAACUUCUGGGAAUGUCCGGUUUGGUGGCUGUCAUGACAAUUGGACUGAAACUGGAUUCCUUAAGCUUUAAACCAAAGAUGGAGUUAAUAAUCACCAGGUUCCUGGUGAUAUUCACCUCUGCGUACCAACAUUUGAUAUACGCCUUCUUUGGCAUUGUAGUCGGAUGUGGAGAAUUCACGUACAUAGAACUUUAUGUCCUAGUGUUCGUCUUCAUCUUAUUUACAACAGUGAAUUUUGCAAGGCUGUUCACAGUGGUGCUGGUGAGCCCGAUCCUGGGUCAUCUAAGCCACGAGUAUAACUGGAGGUGGGCGAUUGUGAUCGCGUGGUCUGGGACCAGAGGGGCCGUCAGCCUUCUGCUGGCGCCUGACGUCUACAACCUGUCUGAAGAUAAGGUCGACAACCCACAAAAGUUCAUAUUUUACAUACAAGUCGUGACGUUACUGACGAUGGGAAUCAACGCCCACAUGACGAUCUACUCGGCCAGGUCCUUAGGACUGUGCACCAUCUCCCUCCCGAGGCGGAUGGCCAUCCAGAAUGUCGUGAGACACAUCCAGGAGAUCAUCAGGAACACGAUCACCUUAAGUAAAACAGAGAAGAUUUUGACCAACGUGGACUGGACCCUCGUGGAAGAGAAGACGCAGAUCGAGUAUGACAUUCCUACUAACACGCCUGCCGUCCCGUCCACCACCCAGCGUGAGGCGCCCAUCGAAGACAUUUUAGUGGAAGAAGUCGGGCUGCACAUAGCUUUCAUACAAAUGAGCAGUUUUGAGAAACAGUGCAGCAAUGGAAUCCUCGGCCAAGAGGCAGGCCGGAUAUUAAUCGGGGCCACCAAGACUUACUGCACCAAUAAAGGAAGUUUCAUGAGCAUUUAUGAUGUCUCUACGUACGUCAGAAAGAAAAGCUGGGUGAUGAAGUUCAAAAAAUAUUUAAUUCUGUUGGAAUAUGAGAAGGAGAAGCCGCCUCUUCACCUCUACGGGAAAAAUAAGCUCAUGAUUCUCAUCUACCGAAUCUUAUUUUCGGAGGACUUUGAAUAUGCAGAACACGCCAUGAGACUAAUUUACAUUUAUCCUUUAGCAGUGCAUAUGUGGCCAAAGACGAGAGAGCUGAGUGUCAGAGCACUGAUAGUAGUGAACUAUUAUUUUGUGACUCUCUUUGUUGCAGAAUCAGUUUUGAAGAUCAUCAUUCUGCAAAAGAAAUAUUUUCAGAACUACUGGAACAUAGUGGAGUUUGCCAUCAUGCUGCUCUGUGUCCUGGACCUGUUCUGUGUGUAUUUCGUCACUCUGAGGCCAGGAAACUGGGCUCUUAUUCAGUUGACCGUGAUACUGGGGUACAUGAGGUUCCUGCGGCUUAUUCCUUUAAUCAAGAUGCUGAUCCCUGUGCUCCUCAGUGUCGUGGACGAGCUGAUCAAGAAGCGCCUCAGCCUGAUGUACUGCAUCACCAAGGGCUACGUUAAAGCCCAGGACGACACCCAGCUCCUCGUCAAACGCAUUUUCAGCCAGGAGUCAGUCAACGAGAAAUUAUACAAGAUUCUGGAAGACAACAAGCAAGCCGCGGUUAACGAACUCUGGUUCAUCGAGCGCGAGUGUCGCGACAUUGUCAUGGCCCUCAAGACGCGGCACGCCAUCCUCACGGUGAUCACCAAAGCCCUGAAGAACCUCACCUUCCUCUGGUCCAGGGGCAUCAUCGGCAAGCACGAGGGCGUGGAGAUGAACAAGGUACUUCUCUCAAAACUCAAAGACCUGAACAACUUCCCCAUGACGAUCCCACCCCCGACGCUGGACAAAUUCCUCCGGAAUAUCGUUUGGAUGGAAAACAAGGACGUUCUCAUUGAGUUUUUCAAGCAAAGAGCCAAGAUCGUCUAUUACGAAUAUGGUGACACCAUUUGCAAAGAAGGCGAAAUGCCACAGGGAAUCUACCUGAUCAUUUCAGGACUGGCAAUCCUGUACAGCUCGUCCCCUAGCUUUGGCGUGGACACCAGCAUCAGGUCCACCCGCCAGUCCCAAACCAUGUUCACGGAGUACUGCACGAGCGGGGACAUCAUCGGCGAGCUGAGCUGCCUGCUAAAGCAUGAGACGGAGUACAUGGCCAUCUGCGAGACCACCCUGCAGGCCUGCUUCAUCUCCCUGGAGGACCUGUUUGAGGGCUUCGACAUCUUCUGGCCAUCCCUGGAGUAUAAGCUGUGGCUCAAGCUGUCCCUGUCCAUCGCCUUCCAGUACUUUGAGUCGAGUCUCACAAACCUGGAUCUCAGCUUCGAGAAGUGCGUGCAGCAAAACCACGCCUACGUGGAGACGCUUUCCAGCUACAACGAGAUGGUCAUCGAUAACUUGAGCCUGAAGUUAGUCAUCAUCGUGUACGGCAGCGCCGUUGACACCAAGACGGGGGCGCACUAUCUGGCCCCCUGCAUCUUGCCGAAGACCUGCCAGCAGGUUCAGGGAACUUCAGAUGUCAACAAGUUUCUGAUGAUCCAAGACCUCCAAGUCCCCAAAGAGGGGAGGAAGCCCAAGAGCUUCUCCAAAGGUGAGGCGGGUCCUUUGGGGCAGGGUGUGGCUGCGGCCUCGCCCCCUCUCUGGGCCCACCCUGCUGCCAUGCUGGAUGGACCCUCCUCAGAACACGGGCGGGCCGCUCCCUGCCCCCGGCCUGCCCACCCCUCUUCCUCUGCUCCGUCCUGGGUGCUGCAGCACCCAUGCUGGGGAUGGGGUGACCGGGCGGCCCGAGCAGUGGGGUGAGACAUGUCGGCCCCAGUGUGGCCACCCCAGACAACCAGAGGGGCAGUAAGUGACCCCCGAGCAGCCUCGAGGGUUUCUUUAGGGCCGCCACUCUGCUCUCCCCUGUACGGCGGGACGCUCAGACCCCUGCUCUGCCCUAAGGCUGGAUUCAGUCCCUGCUUCCUCGGGCCUGGAUCUUCUUAUUCUAGUUUGCCACAUCCAGCAGGGCUCGGAGCUCGGACUCCCGGCUCUGCACUCAGCACUCACUCCUGGUGGUGCUCAGGGGACCCGAUGGGGGUGAUCCGGGAGCGACUCUGGGUCGGACCCGUGCAAGGCAAGCCCCUUCCCCCACUACAGUCUUUCUGGACUCCACACUUUGUUUUUUAAAAUACUGAAUUGUCAGGGGCUGGAGUGAUAGCAUAGCGGGUAGGGCGUUUGCCUUGCACGCGGCCGACCCGGGUUCGAAUCCCAGCAUCCCAUAUGGUCCCCCGAGCACCGCCAGGAGUAAUUCCUGAGUGCAUGAGCCAGGAGUAACCCCUGUGCAUUGCCGGGUGUGA
Messenger RNA from Sorex araneus (European shrew), 4313 nucleotides. RefSeq names its product solute carrier family 9 member C2 (putative) (gene SLC9C2). Gene Ontology annotation, cellular component: membrane. The transcript has 26 exons. The record is from RefSeq and is a predicted model, not a curated record. Gene Ontology annotation, biological process: proton transmembrane transport. NCBI's taxonomy places the organism in Eukaryota, Metazoa, Chordata, Mammalia, Eulipotyphla, Soricidae. Gene Ontology annotation, molecular function: monoatomic ion channel activity; sodium:proton antiporter activity. The coding region runs from base 205 to 3777 and encodes 1190 amino acids.